UUUAGUCUAGAUGAGAGAAUGCUAAUGAAAAAAAUUUAUUCUGAAGGUGCAGCAGGGCAGAACUGGAAACAUGGAGAAAGAAAUAUCACUUCCACCAACCAAACCUGACUUUACAUCUCCCCCACCCUUAUUCAAGACAGGAAUCCCAUCAAACAGAAACAGCGCCUCUUCUCAGUCGCAGACGAGCACUGCAGCCAGAAAAGCCAGUUCAGGCAUCGGGAAGUGGCAGGAGCGAUAUGGGAGGGCUGAGUCGCCUGAGUUAAGAAGGCUUUCUGGCACUAUAGAUGUAAUUGGACAGACCAUCACAAUCAGUCGAGUAGAAGGAAGACGGCGUGCCAAUGAAGACAGCAACAUACAGGUUUCAUGUUUCUUUUUUACAUGCUUAGUAGUAUUCAUUUUGACCUUAGCAUAAGGUUAUAUUUAGAAU
This is a messenger RNA of Sceloporus undulatus (fence lizard), 427 nucleotides long. RefSeq names its product pre-mRNA 3'-end-processing factor FIP1-like. The record is from RefSeq and is a predicted model, not a curated record. Bases 71 to 412 code for a protein of 113 amino acids. The transcript is spliced from 3 exons. Lineage: Eukaryota; Metazoa; Chordata; Lepidosauria; Squamata; Phrynosomatidae.